Molecule: messenger RNA, 2010 nt
Organism: Nematostella vectensis (starlet sea anemone)
Lineage: Eukaryota; Metazoa; Cnidaria; Anthozoa; Actiniaria; Edwardsiidae
Product: stress-induced-phosphoprotein 1
Exons: 15
Coding region: 119-1756 (545 amino acids)
Molecular function (GO): Hsp90 protein binding
Source: RefSeq, a predicted model, not a curated record
GUUUCCUGUGCUUCCAUGAAGGCUGGCGGUCUGGCACCGAGUCCCGGCUGCUCUGCUGCGUGCGUAUGAUUUCGCCGAACGUCCCAGAACAUUCUAGAACAGUCUUAGGCUUGCAAUCAUGGCGGACGAAGAAAAGGCGAAAGCAGCAAAGUUGAAGGACCAAGGAAAUGCAGCACUGAGCGCAGGAGAUACUCAGAAAGCGAUAGAAUUUUACACUGAGGCAAUUUUACUUGAUCCUGCCAACCAUGUGUUCUACAGCAAUAGAUCCGCGGCGUUCGCAAAACUUUCAAAGUACAACGAGGCUUUGGAGGAUGCCAAGAAGUGCGUUGAAAUCAAGCCAGACUGGGGAAAGGGCUACUCCCGUCUUGGCACAGCAUAUUCCUUCCUGAAGAUGUACCAAAAGGCAGAGGAGGCAUUCACGACUGGCCUCAGGCACGACCCUAAUAAUGCACAGUUAAAAAGUGGACUGGAGGAGGUGCAAUCAAACGCAGGCCAGCAAACAUUCCAGAAUCCUUUCUCAUCACCAAACAUGUACACACUUCUACAGGCGCACCCUAAGACGCGAGCUUACUUACAGCAGCCAGACUACGUGGCAGCCAUUGAGGAACUGCGCAAGAACCCACAGGCUCUUCAAACCAAACUUGGCGACCCCCGUAUCAUGGAAACACUUGGUGUGCUGCUAGGAAUCCCAACUGAAGAAGGACACAGUGAAGGUCCUCCAUCAAAACAAGAGAAAAAGGAAGAGCCUGAGCCUGAGAAAAUGGAAACUGAACCAGAACUGGCAGAAAAUGAGAAAAAGGCAAUGGAGGAAAAAGAGUUGGGUAAUGCUGCCUACAAAAAGAAAGACUUUGACACAGCCCACAAGCACUUCAACAAUGCAAAAGAAUUGAACCCUGACAACAUGACUUUCUAUACUAAUAAUGCUGCUGCUUUCUUUGAGGAGGGAAACUACGAAGAGUGCAUCAAAGAGUGUCUGGAGGCCGUGGAGGUUGGGCGAUCAAACAGAGCAGAAUUCGCACUCAUUGGAAAGGCUUUUGCCAGGAUUGGAAACAGCUAUGCUAAACAAAAGAAUUACAAAGAUGCUAUUAAGUAUUAUAACAAGGCCCUGGCAGAGAAACGGACUCCUGAUGUAUUGAAAAAAGUCCAAGAGCUUGAAAAACUUAUGAAAGAGGAAGAACGACUGGCGUACAUAGACCCUGUUAAAUCUGCUGAGGAAAAGGAAAAAGGCAAUGAGUACUUCAAAAAAGGAGACUUCCCUUCUGCCCAGAAACACUACACUGAAGCAAUCAAGCGAAACCCAGAAGAUGCCAAGCUCUACAGUAAUAGAGCUGCUACCUUUCAAAAGCUUGCUGCAUUCAACCUAGCGCUGGAGGACUGUGAAAGAUGCAUUAAAUUAGACCCUAAUUUUGUGAAAGGAUACACAAGAAAGGGAGGAGUCCUCUUUGCAUUAAAGAAAUUCAACGAAGCAAGGACUGCAUACAGCAAAGCUCUUGAAAUUGACUCUGAAAACAAGGAGGCCAAGGAGGGGUUGCGUGCAGUGGCGAUGGCGUCCAGACCCCCCACAGACCCCGAGGAGGUAAAACAACGUGCCAUGGCGGACCCUGAAAUACAGGCUAUCUUAGCUGACCCAGCAAUGAAAAUCAUACUCGAACAAAUGCAACAGGAUCCUGGAGCAGCACAAGAGCAUUUACAAAAUCCAGAAAUUCGAGGCAGAAUUCAAAAGCUAAUGGAAUGCGGGAUCCUGCAGGUUCGAUAGUGCUCUCUUGUCAAGUUAAAGGAUGAUAGUGGAUAGAGUAUGAAGUGAACAGAAAGCUUGGAUGUUGCCUUUCCUAUUCGAUGUUUUUUUUUCUAAAAAAGCAUUACUGCUUAAGUAAGCUAAUGUUGCAGAUUCGUAAAGUAAAGUGGAAAGACACUGGUGCUCCAAUGUAAUUUGAAUGGCGUUUUAUCCGUAAAUCUUUUGGUGAUUUAGCAAUUGUUUUUUAAAAGCAAAUAAAACUGUCGGUAGCAUGA